This is a messenger RNA of Mycena indigotica, 3627 nucleotides long. Its product is annotated as GTPase activating rab protein. NCBI's taxonomy places the organism in Eukaryota, Fungi, Basidiomycota, Agaricomycetes, Agaricales, Mycenaceae. The transcript has 5 exons. The coding region runs from base 1 to 3627 and encodes 1208 amino acids. The record is from RefSeq and is a predicted model, not a curated record.
AUGGCCUCGAUCCAUCUCAAGACCCCCGUCCAGGAGCACCCGCUGCUACCUGACGAAGCACCAUCCAGCAGGACGCGUAAGCAUCGCGGCAACCACCACGAACCGGAGUCAUCGCGACACUCGACGGCAAGCAACAACAACUACUUUGCGCUCAAGGCACAGCUCGAGCAGCAGCAACAACACACGAAUGGGGCCUCCCAGGCGUCGUGGGACGGAAGUGUGCGUGGCUACAGCAAGAUUCCGUCAAGCACGAGCUCGUCCCUUCAGCGCCCCAAGACGAAGGCAUCCACCAGCUCGCUGUCCGUUCUCUGGGACCACGAAGAACAUAGCCACGCCCAUGACAGUCGGCCAGCGCCGCCGCUGUUCAUCGUUGGAAGCGCCGACCAGCGCCCAGGCAUAUUGCUUUCGCAAGACCACGACACCCAUCCCGACGAUGACCCCAUCUUGCGAGCCCAGGUGCUGGACAAGCCCUGGCACUCGUAUUCAGAUGAAGAAAUCCAGUCUGCGAUUGCUGGGCUGAGUCCUACCACUUCCCCGGCAGAAACACCCUCACAACCCUACCAUUCUGCAUUGCGAAUUCUGUCACAGGCACUGCACAACCUUUCCAAGGCGCGUGUCGAGCUUGAACAAGGGCGGGAAGCGCUGAAGGAGAAGGAGGCCGCGAGGAGGGAAAGGGCGGAGGCUCUGGUGAACGAGCUUCAGAUACUGUCAGAGAGGGAAGUUGCGAGAAGGGUCAUCCAAUCUGUGUUCACAGACGAUGACGAGGAGAAGCACCAUGUGAGAAGGCAGCAGAGCUUCUUGGUGCGCAAGUCUUACUAUUCACUCUAUUUUCACUCUGAUCACGAAUUUGUUCAGUCUUUGAAAGAGUCGCUGACGGAGGCUCUCGAAGAUGAUGUAUCUCUUCCUCGAAGUCUACCCAAAGAAGAACCCGCGACGCCGACCCCCAUUGUAAACAAUACCAGUGCUUCGACCUCCCCUUCUGUCGAGUUCCCGACUAGCGACGAUCCAGCAACAACUAGCGAUAACUCCAAUCAAACAACCGUUAGGCCCCGUCCCGACAGACCUUCUAUGGGUGAAUGGGUUGGCACAUGGUGGACCAAAAGUCGUCCGCGAUCCAUCUCAAAGCCCGCCAUUCCUCCUCCCCUCGAAUCUCCCCCGAAAAGCAACUCAUCUGUUGAAACGGACGAUUCUACAGUUGGUGCCACUGCCGUUCCACGAGCGCCUACCGCAAACCCUAUCAACGGCAACCGCAGAAGGACAGUGCGAAGCGUAUUUGGCACAUUGAGCUUCUCGAUGGGGAGUUCUAGCCGACAAAGUGUUGUAUUAUCCGACAAUGCUUCUAUCCAUUCCACGGAUUUAGGUGCCAACACGCCCGCCUCAAUGGUUUCACCUCCCUUUUCGCCUAUAAUCGCGGCUGCUCCACAUUUAACGACAAUACUCGAUAAUUCAGAUGGUACCUCGACAACCGGGGUAUCUACAGCAUGGACAAGAGAGUCAGAUGCUCCUUCUACUCCGCUCAUUCAAGGGUCAGCGAUACGAGCUAUUGUAAACGCCACUCGUGUCAUGACAGCGGAACCAUCAAGCAUUCUUGUUGACGGCGGACAGGACACAGAGCCGCUCAUUGCGAGACUGGCGCUGGAGCUAGUCAGAAAUGCUCGUGAUGAGGGUCUCGUUUGGCGGGAUCCCACGAAAGAACGACGGGAUCGGGAACGACGGGCUGCUACAGAAGUGGAUACCUCUGCUGAUGGCCCAAUCGCAGUUCUUAGUCCACCACUGACUUCACCUGCGGAGGCGAUACAAACGCUCAGCCGGGCGCUGGGUAGUGCGGGAAUCGCCAGCCAGGAGGGGUUUCGGGGCAAGACAAGCGGGAGUGGCAGGAAAUCUGCCGCUGCAAUUAUGGCCAAUGCAGCUAAUCCCGCCCCGCUUUUUGCUGGUCUUAUAUCUGGAAAGGCGAAAGCACCUAUUGCAGCACCAUCGGAUAACUCAUCAGCCCAAACCCAAUCGACUACUUCUACGGCAACGGAACAGGCCCCAGUUACGAAGAGGGCACCUUCAGUACCGCUCGAAUCGAUCAUCCCGCAAAUGGCUAAACCGCCCACACAAUAUCUUUCCCGGACAUAUACUCCGCUUACAGCACGCGAUUUUCGCUUCUCGAUCCCAAUUCCGUCUGCUGCUGCUGCACGGUCUGCGCCUACUGCGAAUGGGGUGGAAGAGCCAUUAACGGAUCGAUAUGGCUUUGUUUAUGACAUUGCGCAGUAUGAUGUCCUUUUGCUCAGACGAGCCAAAGAGUGUGGCUGUGCAGCACCAGCUUGUUUGACGGGGGUCAAAAUUGCGGACCGUGUUGAGGACGAUAAUGACGAGAUGGAGGAUGGGCGGAGCAUUGAGAUUGUAAGGACGGAAUGCGACUGUGGCGGGGAGGACGACGGCUCGUUGGACAGCAACUCGCCGGACAACAUGAGUGUCAAAUCCAAGACUUCGGCAAAGUCCAAACGACUUUCGAUUGUUUUCGGCAACGGCGACAACACCCGCGCCGCAACCAAGCUUUGCGAUAUUGGCUCUACUGUCCGUCGAUUGCUUGAUGCACUGACAACAUUGCAUGACGAGCGACAAACUUUACAAAGACGGGAAUGGGAUGUGUUUGUCAAACAGCGUGGCCGGGCACGGAUAACGGCACAGUCCCAAGUAGUCAAGGCCGCUGCCACAAUCCUUGGACUGGGUACCUCUGACGAGGCGGACGAGCUGGCUCAUACUGAAGGUCUGAUCGGAUUUGCACAAUUGGCCAACCGCGACGAACGGAAGGAGCUCGACAGACUGGUCAAAAGUGGGAUCCCGUUGGUGUAUCGGCCAAAGGUGUGGCUGGAAUGUAGCGGGGCGCUGGAGAUGAUGGAACCGGGGAUGUUUAAUGACCUGUUGCUGCAGAACGGGGAGGAGGCGAAAGGUGUUUUGGUGGAAAUUGAGAAGGACGUGGGCCGGACGAUGCCGCUGAAUGUGUUCUUUGGUGGGGAUGGCGCGGGAGUGGUUAAGCUCCGGAGGGUUUUGACCGCAUAUAGCAGACGGAACCCGACAGUGGGCUACUGCCAGGGCAUGAACUUGGUCACCUCGACUUUGCUGCUCGUACAUGCAGACGAGGAGGAAGCAUUUUGGGCGCUUUCCGCCAUCGUCGAGCGGAUUCUUCCUGAAGACUUUUUCUCGCCGUCGUUGCUUCCGUCGCGAGCAUGUCCGCUUGUGCUGCUUGAUUACAUCAAGGACUUUUCUCCCAAGCUUCACACACACCUUGCGGACCUUGGCGUCGACCUGCCCGCGAUCUGUUUCUCGUGGUUCCUGUCGCUAUUCACGGAUUGUCUGCCUAUCGAGACUCUUUUCCGUGUCUGGGACAUCUUCCUGAUCGACGGCCUCCCCGUCCUCUUCAGAACGGCACUUGCGAUCGUGAAGACGGGUGAAUCAGAACUGCUUCAGGCACAGUCGGUGCCUGCUGUCUAUGUCGCGUUGGAGAAUUUGCCUACACGGAUGUGGCAGGCGGAUCGGCUGCUGCAGGGCGAGGCGGACCUGCGCGCGUCGGUAACCAAGGCAGAUAUCGAGGAGCGGUGUCAAGUGCAUGUGGCUGCGCUGAGGGAGCUAAUGGCGUAA